AUGACCACACGUUCAGUUGAGAUUUCCACUCGAUACAGAGUAGGUGACUCGACUGAGUCGCUCGCAGCCACGGUGGCGGCGGGGGUCUCCCUGGCCGUGGAGGCCGGGCUCCCAGUGGAUCCGGCCGGCCCUGGCUCCCCGGGUGGACACAGCUCCCACGGCGUCCCUCGCGAGCCUGGGGGGGUCCCCAGUGACUCGGGUGCCACCGAGGCCUCCAGUGGUCCUCUGAGCUCCAAUAAUGUCUCCACUUGCGAUGGGUACGGUGGAGCCUCCGGAGGAAGCCUCAACGGCCACGGUGGAGGUCACGGUGGAGGCCACGUCGGAGACUCCGGAGGAAGCCUCAACGGCCACGGUGGAGGUCACGGUGGAGGUCACAACGGCGCCGGCGGGGUACCCGGCGGCCGUCUGAUCGGUCGGGACGGCUCCUGCCACCUGCGCUGGGCUCCGCGGGGUCCUCGUGCCGCGCUGCGCCGCCUCGGGGACGUGUGGACCUCGCUGCUCGAGCUGCGCUGGGGCCUCAUGCUGCUCACGUUCGGCGCUACCUUCGCGCUCUCGUGGUUGCUCUUCGGCCUCGCCUGGUACGCACUGGCCGUGCUGCACGGCGACCUGGGCCCCGGCAAGGAGGCGUCCUCGGGCCCCGUGUGCGUGCAGAAGCUCACGGGGCUGCUGGCUGCCUUCUUGUUCGCCCUGGAGAGCCAGCUGACCAUCGGCUACGGGGCCAUGUACCCCGACCCCGAGGCGUGCCCCGCGGCAGCCGCGCUGCUGAGCGCGCACAUGGUGCUGGGCCUCAUGCUGGACGCGCUCAUGACCGGAGCGUUCGUGGCCAAGAUCGCGCGGCCCAAGCUGCGCGCCGGCACCAUCCGCUUCAGCAGCGCGGCGGUGGUGUGGGGGGGCCGCGGGGAUCAGCGCCGCCGCCGCCUCCUCGCGUUCCGCGUCGCCAACCUGCGCCCGUCGGCCCUGCUGGACGUGACGGUGUCGGCCGUGCUCUACCGCUCGCGGCCGGGCCGCCCGCUCCGCCAGAGCGCCGUCGACUUUCAGCUGGACCGCCUGGGGCCCCGGCCCUGCCCCUACUUCCUCUUCCCGCUGACCUUCCACCACGAGCUGAGCCCCGACAGCCCCCUGCUGCCGUUGCUGCGAGAGCGGAGGUGGCCGGACGAGCACGUGGAGCUCGCCGUGUUCCUGCAGGCCACCUGCGAGGGCUCGGGCACCGUCUGCCGUCAGAGGACCUCGUACCUGAGGUCGGAGGUCCUGGCCGAUCGGCUGUUCGCGCCGAUCGGCGUGGAUGUGGAGCGCGGCGUCAUGGACCUGUCUUUGUUCGACGUGACGGUGGCGGAGGAAGAGAGCGGCGUCUAGGGGCGAUGACACGAGUCGACGCGGUGGGGGGGGGGGGGGGGACUCGCACCGCAUGAUCUGGCUAAGAAUCCAAUCGCCUCCGCCAUCAUCGCCGCCAUCAGUGUGAGAAGCUGCUGGCACACGCGGCCAAAGUCUGUCAUCUCUCAUCGCUUGCAAGUCAGCGGUUCUCUGCUAAAGAACUGGCCCGAAGUGAAGCACUAACUGCCUACAAGUGCCAUUUUUUGUUUACCGUGUGUGUUGCUUAAAUUAAUGAACUGUAGGUUUCGUCGCGAGUGACGGUGUGCCGUGUGCCCACGUACGAUCGUGGCACCUGCGGCUUGCCCUGCAAUGUAAUUAAAGUCUAGAGUGUUGUCCAUCCCAACCUUGCUGCUUCCUCGCGUCGUGCAGAGCCAUCUUGCUGCCGAUCCACUCUCGAGCAGGGAUUUUCCAGGGCCACAUAAAAAAACUGACGUGCUGGUGGGUCAUGUAACGUGCUUGUGACCACGAAUCUGGAUGUCUACAGCUCUCCAAUUUCUACCUCUUAUUCAUCUCUCAUCUCACCGGCCUGUAUCUUGUCUCCAGGUAUCUCUCCUCUCACUAAUCUACCACUUCAUGUUUCGAUGGGCCAUACCUCAGAGGUCACACUGGGUUGGCCACGUGGCUUUUCAGCGGCCUCUCAGCGGCCUCUCGUCCUCCUGCACCUCUGUAUGUGACGAUCCGAGCAGGCGACCGGCUCAUUCACCUGCAGUGCCAACCCCGUCGGGACGGGGCGUUUCUGGUUCUUCCAAGCAGCGCGUGCAGGGCCUGUCGAACCCCUGGGAUCCACGUGUAGCACCGCGGCUGAUGGGGAAGUGAGGCAGACCUGGGAUGAAGCUCAAACCCGACCCAGAGCGGUUGAAAAGGAAUCACGAGACACCCGGCUCUCGCCAGUCGUUUCCGGUACCCAUAGAGCAAUAUUGAUAAACAUUUAUUUUUUUACAUACAAAAAAUUAUAUUCAAAUAUUUUCUUUAACGCUCACCAAGACCACAACCAUCGCAGCCAUCCACGAUACACGCACACCAGUGGGGGCACCGAUGAACCUUUACAGCGCACGGUCAUCUCGCCUUGCGCACGCUCGAUCCGGCCCGCUCGCGAGGAGCCGCUCACCCGGCGUGGCGCCGGGUGCGAGGUGACGCGCGCAUCGCAGUGGUCGAGCGGACGGGCUGCGCAUUCUCGAGACUGGGACACCUAAACCGGGACGCUGUUAAAACGCGCAAGCCCCUCAAUCAGGACCCCUCCAACCGGGAUACACCCGGCACAGAAUAUAAA
This is a messenger RNA of Petromyzon marinus (sea lamprey), 2641 nucleotides long. The record is from RefSeq and is a predicted model, not a curated record. Lineage: Eukaryota; Metazoa; Chordata; Hyperoartia; Petromyzontiformes; Petromyzontidae.